AUGGGGAUUCUCUUAAAAAAGGCCCAUUUCUUUAUCAAAGAAUCUCAGGUUAAGAAAAACCCAAAAGGAGAUUUCACUAAAAUGUGUCGACAGUUUAGCAAAGGAUCAUGGACAUUCACGGAUCAAGAUCAUGGGUGGCCUGUCUCAGAUUGCACAGGAGAAGCAUUGAAAUGCCUACUUUUACUAUCCCAAAUGCCCGAAGAAAUUUCUGGAGAAAAUGUAGAUAACCAGCGACUGUAUGAUGCUGUUAACUUCCUCCUUUAUGUACAAAGUCCUACAACAGGAGGUUUUGCUGUUUGGGAAAAACCAAUCCCACAUCCAUAUUUACAGACGUUGAAUCCUUCAGAAAUGUUCGCUGACAUUGUUGUUGAAAGAGAGCAUGUUGAGUGCACAACUUCAGUGAUGCAAGCUCUCAUAGCGUUUAAACAAUUCCACCCCAGACAUAGGGAAAAAGAAAUAGAAAAAGCCGUGGCAAAUGCAGUGCGUUAUCUAGAGGACAUACAAUGGGAAGAUGGUUCAUGGUAUGGCUAUUGGGGGAUAUGUUUCAUAUAUGGCACAUUCUUUUCGUUAGGAGGCUUAGAUUCAGCUGGAAAAACAUAUAAUGAUUGUGAAGCAAUUCGCAAAGGAGCGAAGUUUUUACUUUCGAUACAAAAUGAAGAAGGUGGCUGGGGAGAAAGCUACAAAUCUUGCCCUAGCGAAGUCUACACACCGCUAGAUGGAAAUAGAACUAAUAUAGUUCAAACAGCAUGGGCUAUGCUAGGUCUCAUGUCAUCUGGACAGGCUGAAAGAGAUCCAACACCAUUACACAAAGCAGCAAAGAUCUUGAUCAAUGCACAGAUGGAUGAUGGAGAUUUUCCGCAACAGGAGAUGACUGGAACUGCAAUGAGGAACUGCAUUCUACAUUAUCCGUUAUAUAGGAAUAUAUUCCCGUUAUUGGCACUUUCAAAAUAUCGCAAUAUAUUUUGGGCUACAUAAAGCUAUAAAUUGGAGCUCCUUAUUCCAACAAUAAGACUAGAAAAUGCAUAUGCACAUUACAAGCGUAUUAGUGUCAUGUAGCUUAAGUUGUGGGGUAUUUUAUAUGCUAUAAAAAUAAGUUGUCCUAUAUCCUGGGGUCUGAUAUAUAUGCUGUGAAAAUAAGUUGGACAUGUACUCCAAAACUUUUGAAGUGAUGGUUGCAUCAUUUUUCGUAUUAUACUUUAAUCAAAUAAACUAUAUACAUGAUUAAUAUGUUCGACAAAGAAGUUAACACAAUUUUUGACAUAAAAGUAAAACUAAUAGUUGCUAUUAAUGAUCAAAGUUAUAUAUGUACUUUGAUUAAAAUUUGGCCUAGUGAUAGGUGGGACUAUAAGGGCACAAGAAACAGUUACAAAGGGGGUAAUGCGGUGCUCAGACACAUUAACCAAAACAUCCGGUCAAAUUUACGAGGGUAACUCACUUUUGGUUUUUGGUAGUACUAAAAAGAAAAAUUUUUAAAAAAAAUUAAAAUUAAAACUAAAAUAAACUCAACAAUUUAACACCACAAUCUGACUAGCUAUAUGUGAUUGUGAAUUUGUGAUGUGCUACUUCAAAGUUCUUUCAUAUUUUGAAGGAUUGAAUAUCUAUAGUAUAUUGUCAAUAUUCAACUAAUUUGGGACAAAUUGCAACCACUAUUCAUCUCAAGUGUGUGAUGAAUUCUAUUAUCAUUCCCAAGUUCCAAUUGUUAGACGUAUGCAUCCAAAUGCUAAAAAAAAUGUAGAUGAUAAUUUCUUUUACCAUAACCAAAUGAGGAUUUUUAGUCGCUGAUGGUGUGUGCGUGUGAAACAUGAGUAUGAAAUUGAAUAGCGAUGGGAAGGGAAUAAAACCUACCGUAGCACGAUGUAAUCAAGGAGAUCAUCGGUGCAAAAUCCUCCGAUACUGAAGUCAAUCAGUUCCCCACAGCUGAGAUCGACUGCCUGCUUAGUCAGCAUCUCGAUCUCGAGUUUGUAAUUCGUAUCACUACCAUCCCGCCAUUUGUUGAUAUCGACAACCUUCCACAUCGCCGGAUCCUUGCAAAUUCUUCGCCAAGUUCUGCAUACUUUUCCUGCGCUCCUGAUUUUUUCCACGCUAUUCAAUCUUUGAAGUAUAUUUUCCAUCAGUUCGUCAGGCAUUAACAACCAAUUUGGAGAUUUCUUCGCCAUUUUAUCUUAAGAAAUACGAAGAUAAAAUACGAAUUGUUUUUAUCUUGCCAACUAAUCGAGAAUCCCCCUUUCAAUCGGAAAAGGGUCGAGUACAAAAAAUUUCCCCGACUACAAGUACGAUCAACAAUUUGCAUAGUCAG
This is a messenger RNA of Lactuca virosa, 2296 nucleotides long. NCBI's taxonomy places the organism in Eukaryota, Viridiplantae, Streptophyta, Magnoliopsida, Asterales, Asteraceae. The record is from the annotation of a GenBank genome assembly.